AUGCUUGUUGCAUUCGGGGAUGCAGAAGAUGAGGAUAUGAAGCCUGGGACCUGGAGUUGGGGUACUUGUACCUUGUACCAGAUACGACGUUUACGCAGAGCAGGUGGUGACGAUGUCGACUUUGGCAGCUCUCGUACCGCCAAACUACGUCUUCUUCUCUGCAUUACCGCCACGAGGCUGCACACAUCUACCGCGCGUCACCACCCACAUCGCAGCCAGAACGGAGCUUUGUUGGCAAGGGCCUCAUCGUACUUGCAUACGUAUCAUAGGGACGACCAGGCCCAGUCUGUCGCAAGGCCAGCACUGCUCGAGACGAACUGGCUCUGUGGGCACCGCGUAGUCAUCAUUCGCACGAUCGGCCCGCUUCAGCAAAACCCUGACUUUGCCUGUUGCCAGAUCCCUGCGCAGUGGGACCCCGCGAAUUGCACAGUCUUGGUUAGUGUGCGACAAGCAGCACUCAUGAAGCCAUUCAUCUGA
Messenger RNA from Bipolaris zeicola 26-R-13, 477 nucleotides. RefSeq lists its product as uncharacterized. The record is from RefSeq and is a predicted model, not a curated record. The transcript is spliced from 3 exons. Bases 1 to 477 code for a protein of 158 amino acids. Lineage: Eukaryota; Fungi; Ascomycota; Dothideomycetes; Pleosporales; Pleosporaceae.